UAGAGAGCCAGGGCAGACACUGCAAAGCCUGAAGAGGAGAAUACACACCUUUAAAAAGUCUUAGGUUUAACUGCUGACACAAUCAAAACGGCAACAGCCGCAGAUAUCUCCCAGCAACUUUAUCGCUCCAUCUGUCAAAACCUGUCUGAAGAUUCAGUCACCAUGAGCAGCCACGAGGUUCUCAUGCUGGCACAGGCACAGAUCGAUGACCUGAGUCUCUGUUACACUGGUAAAAAUGGUGAGAUCCCUUGCGACAUCUGUGAGGAAAACCGUCCUUUCAAAGCUGUGAAGUCCUGCUUGACCUGUUUACUGUCAUACUGUGAGCAUCAUCUGAAGCAGAAUCACUCUAUGGAGAGGCUGAAGGGUCAUAGACUAAUAAAACCAGUGGAGAGAUUGGAUGAGAGAGCGUGCAGUGCUCAUGGCAGACCCCUGGAUCUCUACUCUACCCGAGACAAACGCUGCAUCUGUGCUUUAUGUGUGACACCUGGAGUAGACGUCAUACCUGUGGAGAGGGAGAGAAAGAUCAGAGAGGCCGACCAGCAAAAUACUAUUUUGGAGUUGGAAAGAGUGAUUGAAAUGGGAGGAAUCAAAAUUAAAGACCUUGAGAAGACCGUCAGAAACAAUGUAGCUGAGAUAAACAGAGAGGAAACAGAGAUACAGAAGGUGUUUGCUGCAGUGAUGGAUGCUGUUAGGAGAGCUGAGAAGGAGCUGCUUGCUCCUCUAGAGGAUGGACACAGACGUCUGGAGAGAGAGAAGGAAGAGAAGACACAGCAGAUACUAAGAAACAUUGUAAAGCAUAAAGAAAAAAUCAAUCAUCUGAAUCAAACACGGAACGAAGAAGACGACAUCAUCUUUCUCCAGUCGUAUUCAUCUGUGCCUGCUGAAAUCAAAGAUGAUUUGAGAGUUUCUAUUGACACUAAACUAAACUUUGGCUCCAUGAGAAAAACAACCACAUCUGUUUUGACUUCUAUUAAGACUCAGCUGGGGAAUCUUUGCUCUUUUGGUGAGAGAUGA
This is a messenger RNA of Paramisgurnus dabryanus, 1014 nucleotides long. Lineage: Eukaryota; Metazoa; Chordata; Actinopteri; Cypriniformes; Cobitidae. The record is from RefSeq and is a predicted model, not a curated record.